This is a messenger RNA of Notolabrus celidotus (New Zealand spotty), 2067 nucleotides long. It is a transcript of the gene dntt, whose product is annotated as deoxynucleotidyltransferase, terminal. Gene Ontology annotation, molecular function: DNA-directed DNA polymerase activity; DNA nucleotidylexotransferase activity; DNA binding. Gene Ontology annotation, biological process: double-strand break repair via nonhomologous end joining. Gene Ontology annotation, cellular component: nucleus. The transcript is spliced from 13 exons. The record is from RefSeq and is a predicted model, not a curated record. Lineage: Eukaryota; Metazoa; Chordata; Actinopteri; Labriformes; Labridae. The coding region runs from base 501 to 1964 and encodes 487 amino acids.
CUGUGUCCUGUGUUCACACCUGUUGCUCGUGACCCAGUGCCUCUGUUUCCUCCCCUGUGUGUCAGAUCAUUGCGUCCUGUGUGUACCCUGCAUCUCUUCUGUCUCCUGUGUUUUUGUUCUCCAUGUGGUUCCCUUGUGUUGUCUGUUGGACUUUUGGGGAUUUUUUGUGUUUUGACGUUUUGUUGGAUAAAUCUGCCUGCACAUGAGUCCUCCUCCCUUGUCUAAUUACACAAACAAAAUCUGUGACAGCUAUGCUGCCAUUACCCAUGCCAAUGAGCUAGAUCACUGCUGUGCACAUGUCAGGAGCACAAUUUAUCAUCCCCGGACGGAGUGAUGGAGUGGCAUCAUCCAUAGCCAAACACUUCCAAUAGUCUGUUUACAGAGGGUGCCUGCCUGCCAGGACCAGAGUCAGAAAAAGGUCGAGAGCAGCAGACGUCUGCGUUCCCAGGCAGGAGGAGGUGAAGUUUGAGGAUGUCAGACUGUACCUGGUGGAGAGGAAAAUGGGCCGCAGCAGGAGAAGCUUUCUGACCCAGCUGGCCAGGUCGAAGGGUUUUAUUGUGGAAGACGUCCUCAGUGAUGUGGUCACUCAUGUGGUGUCAGAGGACAUUCACACAUCAUCCCUUUGGGCCUGGCUGAAGGAGUGUGACCUGAAAAAUCUAUCCAACAUGCAUGUGCUGGACAUCAGUUGGUUCACAGACAGCAUGAGAGAGGGGAGACCUGUGGCUGUGGAGACCAGACAUCUCAUUCAGGACACACCAACAGAAGCUUCCAAACCUACUGCUAAGGUCGCCGUUUCCCAAUACGCCUGCCAGAGAAGGACAACUAUAGAAAACAACAACAAGACUUUAACAGAUGCUUUUGAAGUGCUGGCAGAGAGCUAUGAGCUGAACGAGUUUGAGGGUCCAUGUCUGGCCUUCAGAAGAGCUGCCUCUGUCCUAAAGAGCUUGCCCUGGGCGGUGCAGAGCCUGGGGGCCACUCAGGACCUGCCCUGCCUGGGAGAACACACCAAGGCAGUGCUGAAGGAGAUACUUCAAUAUGGCCAUUCGUUUGAAGUGGAGAAACUACUCUCUGAUGAAAGAUUUCAAACCCUAAAGCUGUUCACAAGUGUGUUUGGGGUUGGACCUAAGACGGCUGACAAGUGGUACCGCAGAGGGCUGCGCUCAUUCAACGACGUUCUGACAGACAGCAGCAUCCAGCUCAACCGGAUGCAACAAAGUGGUUUCCUGCAUUAUGGAGACAUCUCAAGGGCUGUCAGUAAAGCAGAGGCCCGAGCCCUGAGGAACAUUAUUGACGAAGCUGUCCAUGUGAUCACACCGGACGCUGUGCUGGCGCUGACAGGUGGCUUUCGCAGGGGGAAAGAAUUUGGUCAUGAUGUGGACUUCAUCGUGACCACACCCGAGCAGGGGAAAGAGGAGACUCUGAUACCCAGAAUCAUUAGCAGACUGACAAAGAAAGGUAUUCUGCUGUACUCUGAAUACCAGGCCUCCACCUUCAACAUGUCCAGGCUUCCCUGCCACAGGUUCGAGGCCAUGGACCACUUUGCAAAGUGCUUUCUGAUCCUGCGGCUGGAGGCCAGCCAAGUCGAGGAGGGUCUGCACCUGGCAGAGGGGGACAGCAGGGGCUGGAGGGCGGUGCGCGUGGACUUGGUGUCGCCGCCCAUGGAUCGUUAUGCCUAUGCUCAGCUGGGCUGGACCGGCUCCAGGCAAUUCGAGAGAGAUCUGAGGAGGUUUGCUCGAUUGGAGCGAGAUAUGCUUUUGGACAACCACGCCCUCUUUGACAAAACCAAGUCAGCCUCAAGUGGACACUUCAGGGACUGCAGUGUUUUGCACUCAUGCAUCAGCUUCAUUUUUCAACACCAGAGGUUUCUGCUUGUUAUUCACUAUAAUGUAUCACAAGCCUUUCAGUUUGAGGAGGCUGGAUAUUUUUCAUGUUGCAAAUUUAUGUCCCUGUACAGACGGAUCUAGCAUCUGCUGUUCUGUGCCGUCUCGGUCACACUGUGAUGUUGAGCGGACCUGAAUAAGGAUAAUUAGCCGUAAUGUAUUUUAGACGAGCUUGAAAUCCAAUUAA